Molecule: messenger RNA, 1708 nt
Organism: Siniperca chuatsi (mandarin fish)
Lineage: Eukaryota; Metazoa; Chordata; Actinopteri; Centrarchiformes; Sinipercidae
Product: piggyBac transposable element-derived protein 4-like
Exons: 2
Coding region: 1-1680 (559 amino acids)
Source: RefSeq, a predicted model, not a curated record
AUGACUCUGACGCAGGGGAUCUAUCGGAGGUGGAAAGUGACAGCGACCUUUUCUUUGUGCAAGAAAACACUUCGUCCUCAUCAGAGAGUGAUUCAGAGUCCAUACCGAGGAAAAAGAGGCGGCUACUUUCAGGUUCCAGGCCUUCCCGAACCAGUACCUGCUCUUGAGCCAACUGGAGUGCUCAGCCCGCCCUUGGAGUCAUCUCGGCCGGAGGCCGCUGUGGAAAAGGGGAAGGAUGGGACGGUGUGGACGGUCCUUCAGUCAACUGAACGUCCAGGGAGAAGGCAGAGCCAAAAUGUCCUGACUGAAGCUGCUGGCCCCACAGCGCACGCGAAGCGCAACAUCGGAGAUGCUGCCUUCUUGUGUGUGUUUGAUGAUGGCAUGCUGAAACACAUCAGGGACUGCACUGUGGCUGAGGCACAUCAGCACCGUGGUGACAGCUCAUGGGACCUGACAGUGGCUGAACUGAAGGCCUUCAUAGCGCUGCUAUAUAUCCGUGGAGCACAGGGAGCAAAAAACAUGGAGUUGGGCAGUCUUUGGUCGGAAAAAUGGGGCUUCCCGUUUUUCAAGGAAACCAUGUCCAGAAAUCGCUUCAGGGAGAUAAUGAAAUUCCUGCGGUUCGACAAAAAAGAGACCCGACGUGGGCGUCUGCAGGAUGACAAAUUUGCCCUGGUAUCGGCCACUUGGAAUAAGUUUGUUCAGAACAGCAUAGCCUGCUACAAGCCCGGUGCCAACAUAACCAUUGAUGAGCAGCUGUUCCCCACCAAGGCCCGGUGCAGAUUUAUCCAGUACAUGGGAAAUAAGCCUGAUAAAUUUGGAAUAAAAUUUUGGCUGGCUGCGGAUGUCAACUCAAAAUAUAUGCUGAACGGGGCUCCAUAUCUGGGAAAAGAGGAGACGCGGAGCAGAGGUCAGCUCGUGGGAGAGAGUGUGGUGCUGAGACUGGCGGAGCCAUUCCUGGGGAAGGGAAGAAAUAUUACUACAGAUAAUUUCUUCACUUCUCUCAAACUGGCCACCGCCUUACAGGCCAAGAAGACCAGCCUGGUUGGCACCCUGGGGAAAACGAAGCGUGAGUUGCCCCCCUCCGCAAAAGAGCAAGCGCAGCUGUUCAGCACAAAGGUGCUAAAAUGUGCAGAUGCGACGCUCACCAUCUACCAGGGAAAGCCGAGGAAGAAUGUGUGCAUUCUGAGCUCCGUGCACACAAGCGUGGGCAUUACCGAUGGGCCGAAGGCAAAGCCGGAGUCGGUAACAUACUAUAAUAACACCAAAUAUAGCGUGGACGUCUUGGAUCAGAUGGCAAGGGCGUACUCUGUGAAAGGCGGUACGCGUAGAUGGCCAGUGGCUGUCUUCUAUAACAUCCUCGACCUGGCUGGAAUCAAUGCCCACAUCCUCUUCAAGGAGUGCACCAGCAGCAAGAUAGCCCGGAGGAAGUUCAUGCAGCAACUGGCAGAGGAGCUGAGAGCGGAGUUCAUGGAGGGAAAGGGGGCAGCAUGGCAGUUGGCACAAGGUCCCAGUCAGCAGCAGAAGCAACCACCACAGCAGACACCAAAACGGAGGCAGUGCCAGGUUCGGAGAAGCUGCAAACAAAAUAAAACACACGACACCUGCUGCAAAUGCCGCAAACCUGUGUGUGGAAAUUGUGCACGGAGAACAGAGGUCACUUGCGUUGACUGUGAAGCUUAAAUAGCCAAGCAUGCUAUUGAUGUAAUUA